This is a messenger RNA of Cladophialophora carrionii CBS 160.54, 921 nucleotides long. RefSeq lists its product as uncharacterized. Gene Ontology annotation, molecular function: DNA binding. The coding region runs from base 1 to 921 and encodes 306 amino acids. Gene Ontology annotation, biological process: aflatoxin biosynthetic process; regulation of DNA-templated transcription. The record is from RefSeq and is a predicted model, not a curated record. Gene Ontology annotation, cellular component: nucleus. NCBI's taxonomy places the organism in Eukaryota, Fungi, Ascomycota, Eurotiomycetes, Chaetothyriales, Herpotrichiellaceae. The transcript has a single exon.
AUGGACGUGGACGCGGUUCUAGAGAUUGACUUCGCCGAUAGGCAGGAAUUCGACUUCCUCAGCUCGGCAUAUUUUCUCCCACAGCACGCCGGGCUGGACGAAAGCAAUGAGAGCAGUGCCACUAGUGAUGUUGGGGAGGGCUCUUACAGUCCUCGAGGUGAAAGCUUCUCUGAGCCUUUCUCUAGUCUCGAUCUCGGUAUGUCGGAGUUGUUGACACUCGCAACACCAAAUUUAGAAGACUGGAACGCCGCCUCUCACGACGUCAGCUUUUUCGAGUCGUCUUGUUCAUGCCUCGUGCAAACAGCCAAUUAUUUCACCAGAUUGUCGCAGUUGGCUACUACUGUCUGUACAACGUUUGCCCGCGUCGAUCUCGAUAAGGCCACGACGCUUCGACUGGCCCUGAACGUGGCCGAGCAGAACAAGGCCACAAUCGGUGCUGUGACCAUCAUCUUGCAGUGUCCCAACAACCAUGACGGGUGCCUUCUCGCACUCGUCUCCUUCAUCGUGUUCAAGAUGCUCAGCUUGUACGCUGCGGUUGCAUGUAAGGAGCCUAAUGUACACAAUCUACUUCCAGCACCAGCCUCUCCGACUGCGUUACCAGAGCCUGUGCUCCCGGGUCAAGGCGUCCUAGACUGUUACCCUGUGGCGAGAAAUGACGAUCCUCGGCAGAUGCAUGGACGAAUUGUGCUCGGUGAGCUCCGACGCGUCCGCUACCUGAUCGUGCAGCUGGUGGAAAAACUCAACUCUCAGUCGGUCACACAAGGGGUAGUGGAAGGAACACAAUCGCAGGAGAGCAUGGACUUGGACACGGAGAUGAGAGUUCCGCUUUCCCGUGUCACGUACCAGCAGCUGGAUCUGGAUCUCCGACGACGGCUGAAGGCUGUGUCGUGGGACAUCGUGGAUCGAAUGACUCGACUCUGA